AUGUAUCUCCGAAGCAGAAAAGCAACUCGUCGCUCUCGACUUAAAACUCCAAAGGCCCCCCGGGACCCAAAGACUAUGGAAACACCACAGUCUGAAGACUCUGUCGCUCCUUUGGUCAAGGACGAGGUGUCUGAGGAGAAGGAGCCGAGAUACCUGGAGGAUAUCGUGGCAGACCAUAUCGCGUACCCUCUAUGUCGAGCCUUAUGGCGGUUUCUUUUGUUCCCUCUCUGGCAAUGGGUAAUUCGACCAACUCUCUGGGAGUAUUUAUUGCGUCCCGUUCUCUGGGAGAGAAUUAUGCGACAAGGUCUCUGGGAGGGAUUGUCUCGACGAAUCAUCUUUGAGGGAGUCGUGAAGCAAAUUCUCUUCCACGGACUCGUACAAAGCUUUCUCGGAGAAACAGUGUUUGGUCCUCUAUACCGGAUGUGUGAGGCAGCAGUGUUUCCUCGAGUACAGUGGUUCUGGAUGACCGUUGUGUUCCCUCUUUACCGGCAACUCGUACAGAAAUUACCUGCGUCUGCACGACGUAAGAUCAAGUCGAUACUGUCUCCUAUUUACCAAGAACUGGAGGAUAUAUCAGGUCCCUUCCGAGAAAUGAUCUGGGACCCAAUACUGUAUCCUAUCGUGGACCAAAUACGCCCCGAAGAGCUGUUGUCGUUUCUCUUUGUCCUGAAAAUCUCGACCAAUAUCACUUCCGCCUCGGAUCAAGCAUACCUCUUUGCACGCGGAUAUCGACCCGACACAGAAGAGUUCUCGGAGCGUUCAGACACAGAGUUUGGUCAGAUCCCUUUUCAAGACAAGUAUUCUUGGUGUUGGUUACUUCAAUGGAUAGUAUGGAUUCUGUGGGCAUGA
This is a messenger RNA of Fusarium poae, 849 nucleotides long. RefSeq lists its product as uncharacterized. The transcript has 2 exons. The record is from RefSeq and is a predicted model, not a curated record. NCBI's taxonomy places the organism in Eukaryota, Fungi, Ascomycota, Sordariomycetes, Hypocreales, Nectriaceae. The coding region runs from base 1 to 849 and encodes 282 amino acids.